GGCAAUAGAGCGAGACUCCCUAAAAAAAAAAAAAAAAAAAAAGAAUGAUUUCAUCCAAUGCCCUCAGUAACAGAGGAGGUCCAAGUCCAGUGAGGGGGUGGAACGAACAUACAGCGGAAAGGACACGAGACAGGCGCGCCACCGGGUUGAGUCUCGUGAACAAACUGAGGCCACAGUGCCUUCCUCAGGGCUGUACCUCAGUUAGCAAAACAAAGGCAUUCUCUCUGACGGGUCAAAUCACCGAAGCCUAGGGAUCGUCGCUGGGGGCUGCGACGGGGCUGGCAUGAAACGUCCCCUCUGUCUGGCUGGGCGAAGGGUCAGUGCUCAGGAGUUUCAGGCCUUUAAGGCCAGGCCAGACUGCAGGGGGACUCUGUAGCCGGGUGGGGGUUUCGAUCCUGCACUGUGGCCUUGCAACUGCGAGGCCUUGGGGGUCGUGCUUCGUUCGCCUGAAAUCUUAGUUCGUGCGUGCAGGAGGCGCCUGGCUUGUCCGGCGGUGCGAAGCGGCAAGCCGGAGGGCGCACUAGGCGUGUCCGCCCAGCGCGGCCUCUGUAAGCCGGGCAGGCGCCCGGCCUCCCGGCUCCCGGCCCCGCCUCCGCCCCGCCCCCGCCUCCGCCCCACUCCCGCGCGGCGCAGGCUCCGCCCCCGGAUCCCCCUGCCCGGUCCGGCCCGCUUGGCCCCGGCGGCAGCGGCAGCGGCUGCGGCUGCAGCGAAGGCGCGCGAAGGUAGGAGGCCGGGGGCGCGCGCGUGCGCGGGGGCGGGACGGACGCGCUCCCGGCGGAGGAGGCCGCGCGCCCGGGGACGGGCUGGAGCGACGUCCCGGGUUUGGGGGCGCUGUGGGCGCCUCACCCGCCGCUGCUCGGCACCGGAGGCCAAGUGAGCGUUCCCGACGGGAUCCGCGGAUGCCCCGCCGCGUCUUGCCGCCCAUCCUGCUCGGAUUGUCGUGGGCCGGGGGCACGACAGGAGGCCGGGGCCUGCUCGGGCGCAGCGGCCUGCAGGGCGCAGCCAUCCCUCCGCCAGCCGGGGUCCCCUUGCUCCGUGGGCGGCCGUGGGAGGCCUUCGCGACAGCCGCUGCCUCCCGCAGAUGCCCUCUGCAGCUCCUGAGUGCGGGCCCCGCUCUGCACUGCCCUCCUCGUGUGGGACCCAGUUUCGUCUUCAUUGCAGCCCUGCCGAGUCGGAAGCAUCUCCAUUGUGCAGAAGGGGAAACUGAGGCCCAGAGUGCGCAGUUGGGCUGGCCACGAAGUCAGGGCCGCCGGAUGCUGUGCGGGGAUGGGGCCCUGCACCGCUUGCGCCUCUCACCAUGCGGCCUCAGGCCCCUGGGCCCGGCCAGCGUCUCUGGAGUGGGCAUUUUGAACAAGCGCCCUCCUGAUUUUCACACAAACCUAAGUCUGAAGACCGUGCUGGGGCAGAUGUCUGCCCCUCUGGUGACCAGCUCACAACUCCCUCGGGAAGACGAUUGACUGGGGAAUGGGGACCCUGGGGAGGGGGCCUUCGCGGUGCCAUCUGUCUGUUUACGCCAGAAAACAGAAAUUUCUGUUUUUUUUUCCGCUGGGCUCACAGCAGGUGCUUAGUAAACAGAUCUUGUGGUGGGAGCAGAGGCCAGCGGGAUUCAGGCAAGACUCCAGGAGUCAACACCUGGAUCUCGGAGGCUCCCCAUCGGCGCACAUUUCCCUGA
Molecule: messenger RNA, 1672 nt
Organism: Piliocolobus tephrosceles (Ugandan red Colobus)
Lineage: Eukaryota; Metazoa; Chordata; Mammalia; Primates; Cercopithecidae
Exons: 1
Coding region: 900-1457 (185 amino acids)
Source: RefSeq, a predicted model, not a curated record